Miscanthus lutarioriparius is the source of this 723-nucleotide messenger RNA. The record is from the annotation of a GenBank genome assembly. NCBI's taxonomy places the organism in Eukaryota, Viridiplantae, Streptophyta, Magnoliopsida, Poales, Poaceae.
AUGGGUGAGAUCCCACUUUCCUCGAUUCUCGCUCUGCUUGUUCUGUGGCGCCGGUUCUCCGGUAUCUCGCGUGACUCGAUGCACAAGCGCCGGGCCACCGGUGGAAAGCAAAAGGCCUGGAGGAAGAAGCGAAAGUAUGAGCUUGGGCGCCAGCCGGCCAACACCAAGUUGUCAAGCAACAAGACAGUGAGGAGGGUUCGUGUUCGUGGAGGUAAUGUGAAGUGGAGGGCUCUUCGCCUGGAUACUGGUAACUACUCAUGGGGAAGUGAAGCUGUUACCCGCAAGACCCGUAUCCUCGACGUGGUCUACAAUGCAUCAAACAAUGAGCUUGUGAGGACUCAAACCCUUGUGAAGAGUGCCAUUGUGCAAGUUGAUGCUGCCCCAUUCAAGCAGUGGUACCUCACUCACUAUGGAGUUGACAUCGGUAGGAAGAAAAAGGCUCCUGCUGCAAAGAAGGAAUCUGCUGAGGGACAAGAGGGUGAGGCAGCAGCUGAGGAAACAAAGAAGAGCAACCAUGUCAAGAGGAAGCUUGAGGAGCGUCAGAAGGGACGUGAGCUUGACGCUCACAUUGAAGAGCAAUUUGGCAGUGGAAGCUUGCUGGCGUGCAUUUCUUCCCGCCCUGGACAGUGUGGCCGAGCUGAUGGGUACAUCCUUGAGGGUAAAGAGCUUGAGUUCUACAUGAAGAAGCUUCAGCGCAAGAAGGGCAAGGGCGCUGCAGCUUAG